Molecule: messenger RNA, 1683 nt
Organism: Brienomyrus brachyistius
Lineage: Eukaryota; Metazoa; Chordata; Actinopteri; Osteoglossiformes; Mormyridae
Exons: 5
Coding region: 219-1097 (292 amino acids)
Source: RefSeq, a predicted model, not a curated record
CAACUUAAUACGUACGAGUCGGUAGGAGGUUUAAGGUCUGCGGGAGCUCAGCGGAGAAGGUCGCCGAGGGAACCGUCUGCAUGCGCUUAGCGGCAUCAAAGAUCAGCAAACAGUUUGUAAAACAAAAUCUUAUAUCUAAUUAGGUCAUCGCAGCCAUUGUCUAUAAAACAAAAUCGAUAAGUAUCAGCCAAAAUCAGGACGAUCGUAUUUUAAAGGAAAUGGAUGUUACCGAAAUGUCUUUCGCUUUACCUGCGGUUGUAUUCACGCUUCUCGCAAUUAUUGUAGUAAAUACGAUUUUCCGUAAGACGUCUGCGCCCGACUCACCUUCCCAAGCGAAGGAUGCUGCUGCUCGCGGGGAGCAAAAGCAGAGCGCAGACCCGAAGUCCGAGCCAGAAGUGGGGGUGAAUGAAUCCCGGGCGGUGCAUCGGACAGGAGACGAAAAGAGUGCCGAUGGGCUGAAAAUCGUCGGAGGAAAGACAAUGGGAGGAGAGGAGCAGACUGUGGAGAAAGCAGUCGCACCUGUCCCAACGGCUUCUGUGGUAGAGGACGUCGGAGUCGCAGGACAGCAGCGUAGAACAGAAUUUGUCAAUAUCCAGUUUCCCUCAUGUCAACGGGGUCUGCAACCAAGCAUCAAGGAAUGCAGUUCAAAACCCGUGUCUGAAGUCUGUGUACCGAAAUCAGUGCCUGGGCCUCAACCAACCGCUGUGAAGAUGGUCAGUUCCGGAUCGGUCCAGGAUACAGAGACCCGAAAACCUACCGAUGCGAACAAAACAACUUCUGACCUGCGGAGGGGCUUUGUUUCGGAUCCUACUGUUGAAAAGGGACCAGGCCAUAUGCAAGCCCCAGUGCCGGACCCAGAACUCGUGCCUGAAAGGGAGGUAGCCCUGGCCAUGCUGGAGGAGAAGCUGGCACAGUACAGCCCAGAGGAUGAGGAGGAUGAAGAUUUAGUGGCAGCAGGUGUGGAAAGUGAGGAGGAUUUGCCUCUGAAGUAUGCUCUCGGGAAGCUGAGAAGCAGCCAGCUGGAGGAGAUGAUGACCAAAGAGGAGCUGGAAGAGGAGCGGAGGAUAGAGUUCACAACUGAUUUUACUUCUCUUUAACCUACAAGGACAAGCAGUGUGUUUUAGAAAGCUCUUGAGCAGAAGAGUGAGAAGAAAUCAACCAAGAACCUUUUUUUGAGAACAUUUCACCUAAGAAGAACCUUGAGGACUUAAAAAAACCAAGCUCAGCCUUUUCAUUGAUCAUCUGACUAUAUUCUUUUAUUUUUUUUUAAUACUGCUUAUUGCAUUUUUCUUCUAUAUAGGUGUAUAAAGGUUAAGGGACAGUUUUAUACAUUGGUACUCAAAUGACAAGUAUUUUGCUUCUUUGUUAGGUAACUCUUCUUUUCCACAAAUAAUAUUAAGGUUCCUCUUCACAGGACACCAAAAGCAUCAGACACAUGUUUCAUUGUAUGUUAGGAGCAAGGUUCCAGCUCACACAGAAACAUUGUUACAAUAUUCUGGGCCCGUUCUCAGUAGUAAAUUAGCAAAAGGUUUUAGUGAUCUAUGUACCUGAAAUAUCUCACUUCAAAUUUGAGUCCUUUUUACUAUUUACUUAAAACUUGAGUCCCUUUUAUAAAAAAGAAAUGACAGAAAAACAAAUGUUUCGCUUUUGCAAAUACACAUUAAAAGUGGUUCUAUUAGCUUU